ACAUUCCUCCCAAGGCAGGCAGACAGACAGGGAUCCCGAGAGAGGACGAGGAAACCUGAGAAGAGUCAGUCAGAAGCCGGGUAGGACGGAGGGUAAACUGGAGACCCAGCAAGAAGACCGAGAGAAAGGCUGGGAGAAGACAGAGGAGGCAGAGAGGCAGAGCGAAGGGAAGGGGAGGCACGCACGAGUGUGAGGAGGCUGAGAAAGCCACGUAGAGGGCUUAAGGAGAGAAAAAGGCCAGGAAGGGGAGGCAGAGCCCCGGGUCAGGGUGAGGAUGUUGGUCGACCGGCUCUGGGCGGCGAGUAGCCGGGCACUGUUUGCCGAGUUCCUGGCGACGGGGCUCUACGUGUUCUUCGGGGUGGGCUCGGCCCUCCGCUGGCCUUCGGCGAUGCCCUCCGUGCUCCAAGUGGCCAUCACUUUCAAUCUGGCCACAGCCAUGGCCGUACAAGUCACUUGGAAGGCGAGCGGGGCCCAUGUCAACCCAGCUGUGACCCUGGCCUUCCUGGUGGGCUCCAAUAUUUCCCUGCCAAGGGCCCUGGCCUAUGUGGUAGCCCAGCUGGCCGGGGCCACUGCCGGAGCAGCUCUGCUUUAUGGAGUCACCCCAGGGGACAUCCGAGGAAGCCUUGGAGUGAAUGUGGUCCGGGGCAGCGUUUCCUCAUUCCAGGCUGUUGCUGUGGAGUUGGUGUUGACCCUUCAGCUGGUACUCUGUGUCCUUGCUUCCACCGAUAGCCGACAGACUGCAGGCUCUCCUGCUGCCAUAAUUGGGAUCUCAGUGGCUUUGGGCCACCUAAUUGGGAUCUACUUCACUGGCUGUUCCAUGAACCCAGCUCGAUCCUUUGGUCCAGCUGUCAUCGUUGGGAAGUUCUCUGUCCAUUGGAUCUUCUGGGUGGGACCACUGACAGGAGCUCUUCUUGCAUCUCUGAUCUACAACUUCAUCUUAUUCCCAGACACCAAGACUCUUUCUCAGAGGUUGGCCAUUUUAACAGGCACCAUGGAAGUAGAGAAGACAGAGCCUCCAAAGAAAGACCCAGAGCCCACUUCAGGAGCCACUGAGAUGCCUAACUUGGUGUAGAAUACUUGGGUUUCAAUCUGUACCCUCCAGUGGUAGGAGGGACAGGAGUAUGAAGUCAAGACUGUUUAGGGCCAGUGGCAGCAUGUCAAAUCCAGCAAGCACCUAGCCAAAGAAAUCUGGGGCACCUUGGUCAGGGAGAAGACUUGUGUCUUGCCCUGAUGUGGAAGUGAGUUUCAAGGGGAAGUUGAGGGAGGGGAGGGAAUAGAGGAGACAGGAUAUCACUAACCCACCUAAAAAUUCUAGUCAGAAUAAAGUUCCAGAGUGGGUCUGAAUCACCUUUAUCUCUUAGUGGCUGGGAGAAGCAAGGGGGCUGACCUAGAACCCAGGAGGGAGGUCUAGACUUUUGAAUUAAUUCAAUGUAACAAAUUUAUUUUAAGUACUUACUGAAUACACUUCUGUACGGUGUAUGGAACUCUGCUAGUCAAUGGGGAAAUUCAAAAGAUCAAUAAGAUAGUUAUUACUCUCAAGAAGUUUAGUAGAGGUAGUAAAAAAAAUGGAGAUAACUAUACAGAUCAAGAACAAAGUAAAAGAUAGAAAAGGUUAUGUGAGUUGUGUGAGAUUCAAGGAUGAAUCAUUUCCCACUUUUGGACAGGGAUCAGGAAAACAUUUGUAGAGAAGGUAGUAUUGAACUUUUUGAACUGGAGCUUAGAGAGAGAGAGAAGAUGGGUAAAAAAAUCUAAUAGAGACCACAUUUCAGGAAUAAAGAACAAAACAUAAAGACUGGCUCCAUAAAAGCCUGGGACCAUGCAUAGGGAAUGGCAACUAGUCUUAGUUUACCAGGAGAAUAGGGUAUAUAUGAUGGUAAGCAGUGUAAGCUCAGAUAACAAACCUUGAGUGGCAUGAGACUAAGGGGGACCUUGAAUAACAAAGGAGUUAAGAUUCUUACACACAUAGGUUUUGAGAAGAGAUGUGGCAACACUCCUGGGGCAGCUAUGAAUGAAUGAAAGAAAAGGCAUUUAUUAAGACUUACUACUACUUUCUAGGCAUUAUGCCUUAGCACUGCUGAAGAAUAUAAAAAAGCAAGACAAGUCUCUGCCCUCAAAGGGCUUACUUUCUAAAAGAGGAACACAUAGAGGGAAAUUAUGGCCAGGGAUUUGGUUUGAGAAAGUAGAGAUGGUAGUUAUAGGGCCAUUGUUUUGACAGUUCUUUCUAGGAAUAACAGUAUUGAUCUGAUUGUUCUUGGAACUAUGGGUGGAAGAAGGGUGGGAAGAACACAUGGAUUUGUUGUGGCAAGAUUGGAACAAUGUGGUGGGGCUGAGACAAACUCUCCCCAGUCAAAACCCAGGGCUCUGGAGUCAGAGCUAGAAUGCUCGUGUGAGGCCACAGAGACUUGGGAUGGCAGAAGGUUAUCAAGAGAAUAAUGGGCAAAAUAGAUUGGAGAAGAGAGAGGCUGGAGGCCAUGGGGCCCAGUUAGAAAGAGAUGGCCAUGAUCUGGAGAAGCGGUGAUGAGGGAUUGCACUAAGGCAGUGACAAUGAAAAUAGAAACGCUUAUUAGAUAUUUUGGAUGUGGAACUGUUGGGUCCUAGUAACUGGCAGACUAUGAGGCAAAAGAAGGGUCAAAGAUGACUUCAUGGCCAGUGGCAGAAUGUCAAAUGAAACUUGGAGAGACUUUGGUUUGGGGAGAGGGUUUGUGUCCUGUCCUAAUAUAGAAAUGGGUUGGGGGGGGGGUGUUGUGGGAGGAGGAAAAGAGAAGAGAGCCUGUCACUGACCUCCCCUCUGAAGAUUCUAGCCAGAAUAAAUCUCCCAGGUAAUAGGGUAUAUUGGUAAAGGAAGGCUGAUUAGGUCCGGGUGAGGUUGCAAAAGAGUACUCCCUCAAGCUUUCACUUGCAACAUGGCUUUAUCACAAACCAAAUACUAAAUGCCAUAAAGUGAAAGUUAGUGCUAUCAAAAAAAUGGCCAUUUAUCAAUAUUAAAUAAAUUCUUCCUGGAACUCCCGUUGUGUUGUGCUCUUGGUGUCUAAGCUCAUCUUUUAUCCUAAAUUUGUCUUGAACAUAUUGAGUUUCAGGCCCUUCCAGAAAAGUCAAUUGAUGUCCAAUAAGCAAUUGCAAAUCCCAAUCUGGAACUUGGGAGGAUCAAGGCUGAUUGCAUGUAUCUCCACCCCCCUAACACUUCGAACAGCUCGAUAAAUGUUGGAAAGGAAAGGAAGGUCAUGAAUUGAAAACAGAAUAGAACCAAAUUCCCCCAGAAGGCUGUAAAAAGUUGGUACUUUGAAAAAUCCUAAUGGAACCACCUUUUCCCCUCUCAGUAGAGAAGUCAGAAAUGAGACACACAGCAUUA
This is a messenger RNA of Gracilinanus agilis (Agile Gracile Mouse Opossum), 3349 nucleotides long. It is a transcript of the gene AQP6, whose product is annotated as aquaporin 6. The record is from RefSeq and is a predicted model, not a curated record. The transcript is spliced from 4 exons. Gene Ontology annotation, cellular component: plasma membrane; apical plasma membrane. The coding region runs from base 275 to 1072 and encodes 265 amino acids. Gene Ontology annotation, biological process: transmembrane transport. Gene Ontology annotation, molecular function: nitrate transmembrane transporter activity; water channel activity. NCBI's taxonomy places the organism in Eukaryota, Metazoa, Chordata, Mammalia, Didelphimorphia, Didelphidae.